AUGGGUUUAGAGGAAUCAAGAGUUCAAAGAUUGAAGUCUAAGAUCCCCCUUCCGCUCCUCCUUCCCCCCUUAUUCCCUCGUCCCUCCACCCAUCCCUACGCUCCCCCUCACGUGCUCACCUUGGAGCUCUCUUCCAGAACGUCACGCUUCCCUCGCUCCCCUCGCUCCCCUCGCUCCCCUCGCUCCCCUCCGUCCCCUCGCUCCCCUCCCUCCCCUCGCUCCCCUCCCUCCCCUCCGUCCCCUCCCUCCCCUCCGUCCCCUCACUCCCCUCCCUCCCCUCCGUCCCCUCCGUCCCCUCGCUCCCCUCCCUCCCCUCCGUCCCCUCGCUCCCUUCGCUCCCCUCGCUCCCCUCGCUCCCCUCCCUCCCCUCGCUCCCCUCCCUCCCCUCGCUCCCCUCGCUCCCCUCGCUCCCCUCGCUCCCCUCCGUCCCCUCGCUCCCCUCCCUCCCCUCGCUCCCCUCCCUCCCCUCCGUCCCCUCCCUCCCCUCCGUCCCCUCACUCCCCUCCCUCCCCUCCGUCCCCUCCGUCCCCUCGCUCCCCUCCCUCCCCUCCGUCCCCUCGCUCCCUUCGCUCCCCUCGCUCCCCUCGCUCCCCUCCCUCCCCUCGCUCCCCUCCCUCCCCUCGCUCCCCUCGCUCCCCUCGCUCCCCUCGCUCCCCUCCCUCCCCUCGCUCCCCAUUUCCCCCCUCCUCUCCCUCCCCACGCUCCCCCUCACUUGCUCACCUUGGAGCUCUCUUCCACAACGCCACGCUCCCCUUGUUCCCCUCGUCCUUCCCCUCGUCCUUCCCCUCGUCGUUCCCCUCGUCGUUCCCCUCGUCGUUCCCCUCAUCGUUCCCCUCGUCGUUCCCCUCGCAAAUUGUUCUCACCGCCCUCUCUCCCCACGCUCCCCUCGCCCCCCCCGCUCCCCACGCUCCCCCUGCUCCCCUCGCUCCCCCCCUCCCACACACAACACGUGCGCACCUUGGAUGCCUCUUUCACAGCGAGAUUCAGACAUGUCUCAGUGCUCCUUCCCCCCCUUUCCCUCCACUUUCCCCCCUUCCCCCCUCCCUUUUCCCCCUCCCCUUCCCCCCUACCCUUCCCCCACUCCCCCUGACGCGCUCGCAUUGGAUGCUUCUACCAGUCCUUGAAAUGGUACAGCAUCCGAGUCGUGCUCAUCACACACUGGAGAUCACGCCUUCAUCCUCCCCACUAUUCUCCCCUUUCUCCCCUCCUGCACUGUUCCUGUCCCUCUCUUUCCCUCCCAUUUCCCCCCUUCACCCCCUGCUCCCCAUUCCCCCUCGCUUUCCCCCCUUACCCCCCGCUCCCCUCGCCCUGCUCGCUCCCCCUCACGCGCUCACCUUGGAUGCCUCUUCCAUGGCGCCGCACAUGUUGUUCUCCCACGUGACUUGCGCUCAUCACACACAGGAGGUGCCUGCCUUCACUCUCCCCACUAUUCUCCCCCUUUUCUCCCCUCCUGCAUUGUUCCUGCCCCUCACUUUCCCUCCCAUGUCCCCCCUCCAACCCCCGCUCCCCAUUCCCAAUCGCUCCCGAACAUUCCCCCUCGCUCCCCUCCAUUCCCCCUCGCUUUCCCCCCUUACCCCCGCUCCCCCCGCUCCCCCCGCUCUCCCCGCUCUCCCCGCCCUCCCCGCUCCCCCCGCUCCCUUCGCCCUCCUCGCCCCCCCUCGUUCGCUCACCUUGGACGCCUCUUCCACGGCGCCGCGCAUGUUGUUCUCCCAGUCCUUGAAAUGGUACAGCGUGAGUCGCGCCGAGAAGAACGGCACGAAGAAGAGCGACGCCUCGUACGGAUCCACGGUGCGCACCGCGUUACUCGCUAUAAGCAGCUCCGUCAUGUGCUUCUCCACGUCAUACUGCUGCGAGUACCACGCGGGCUCCAGCUGGAGAAUCUUGUCCGUGUAA
Messenger RNA from Closterium sp. Naga37s-1, 1893 nucleotides. The record is from the annotation of a GenBank genome assembly. Lineage: Eukaryota; Viridiplantae; Streptophyta; Zygnematophyceae; Desmidiales; Closteriaceae.